ACGUGGCCGUGGCGUUGCCGAGGAACGCGAGCGGUUGACGUAUCUCAGUUACGAGCGGAAUUGGACUUAUUGUGAUUUACCGAGGCGAAGCGGGAAGAUGCGAGAGAGGACGUGGGACGUUUCCUAUUCCUGAUCGCAACCGACUGAUUUCUCCCUCGAGCGAGCGCCUGGGGAUCGACGCGCUCGCUGAACCUGCCCGCGUUGCAGGUUAAUUACUCGGCCGAGAGACAAUUCCAUUAUACCGGCUUGAUUUUCGACACGCAGGAAAGCUUUGAUGAAUGACGCGCGAGGGAAUGGUAGGCGGAGCCGGCGGAGCCGCGCGUACGGAGAAACGGCGUUAGACGCGACACAUGGCAGAGAUAAUAUGAAUAAAGAAAUGCCGAUGAGCGUCGAGUGGAUGCCGCAGAACGCGUACAUGCACGGUUCCCUGGAUCACCUGCUGCCGGCGGACAGAGGCCAGGACUUCAUCAUCAUAAAGGAGGAGGCGGAGUUUUAUCAGAGCAGCCUGAGCGCGCAGCUGCAGGUCUCGCCCAGAGAGAGCGACAGGGAGAUCAAGCGACGGGGCAGCGACCCGGCCGAUCAAGCGGACUCCUUAAAUCAGCCGCCCCAAGCUUCGGUCGACGCUUCCGAGAAAUUGUACAACAAGGGUCGCGUUGAUGUAAUAGAGAUGCCGGUAGACCCGACGCUUAAUUGCAAGUAUCUUUUCGUGUACGAAGAUCAGUUUUCCAAGUUCGUCGUGCUGAAGGCCCUCCGUGGCGACACGGCCAAGGAGGUCGCGGCGAGUCUGUUAGACGUGCUGGGGAUCAUAGGGUCGCCGCGAGUGCUGCAGAGCGGCAACGGACGUAAAUUUGCUGAGCAGGUUGUGCACGAGCUACGCUCGCUGUGGCAUGGUCUGUUCGUGCUGCACGGGGACGUGUCCAGGUGUGAAGUUAGCUACAGGGAUUUUAAGGGCUCGCUUGAGUCCUGGGUGAGGAAAAAUCCGACCAGGACCUGGUGCGAGGGGCUCAGCCACGUGCAGAUCACCCACAACUCGACGUAUCGCUGUGAGAACGGCAGGGUACCGUACGACGUGCUGUUCAGGCGAAACGCGUGCGACAAUUUUCAAGGCGUGGAAAAGGACACGGCGGGUCUGGGGACGGAAGAGGAGUGGCUCGAGCGUUUGUCGGAUAAGAAAGGCGGAGAUGCGGCUGCGACGACGGAAGACGCGCAGAGCGCAUCGAACAGCACCGAUCAGUGCGAAAGGAAGGAGACUGCGCGGAGUCGAGACGCGUCUACGAAAGCCGACGACGUGAACGCCUUUAGUUACGUCGACGUGAAGAGCGAGCCUCUGGCGAGCAACGCAAGUACGGUGGAUUCAACGUCCACGGACGAUACGGACGCGAGCAACGAGUUGAGGAUCGACGAGGACUCGCGACGCAACGAGUUGAAGAUCGACGACGGUCGAACCCUCAGAUGCAAGUACUGUCAGAAGCGGUACAUGAAGAUUGGGCAUUUGAAGAACCACAUGAGAUCGCACAACGCGAAGAAGGUUCUCCGUUGUAAGCUGUGCAGCAGACUGUUUAACUUCCCGAAAGUGUACGCGAAGCACAUGAAGCAGUCGCACGGGCAGGACAAGUUGGCUGACGAAGAGAGAGAGAUUCCGGUCAGUAGAAGCACGAGGAGCAGCGCCAACGCGUUAACAGCCGUGCCGAGCAAAGGAAGAUCCGUGACACGCGAGACGUCCGAGCCCGAGACAACGGGCAAGGAUUGCGACUCGUCGCUGGACACGAAAGAGUUCGCCGGCAGGCUCGGCAAGGCCAGGACCCAGACCGGCAGGAGGAAGUCGACCGCGGAGAUUCGCGUGUCGAAGGUGCAAUCUUUGAAGUGCGCGUUCUGCACGCAAACGUUCAACUUCCCGAGCGUGCUGGAGCGACACAUGCGAUCGCACACGAACGAACGGCCGUACUUGUGCCAGUUAUGCAACAAGAGCUUCAAACAAUUGGGCCACCUCAGCCAGCACGCGCUGACCCAUCACGACUACCGGUCCUUCCAAUGCGCGGUGUGCGGCGUCAAGCUGGAAUCGUUGGAGCUGCUGAAACAACACGCGCACUCGCACAAGGACGAGACGGCGACGACGACGUCCAAGAUACGUGACGUUUAUCGUCUGUUCGAGUGCGACAGCUGCAAGAAGGUGUUUACGACCAAGAGCGUGCUGGAGCGGCACAUAUUCACGCACACGCAGGAGCGUCAGUACGACUGCAAGGUGUGCGACAAGCGGUUCAAGCAGGCCGGCCACGUCAAGUCGCACAUGCUGGUGCACACGGGCGAGCGUCCCUUCGAGUGCCCCGUGUGCUCCAAGCGCUUCAGCCUGUCCAGCUCGCUGAAGAAGCACAUGUACGUGCACAAUGGCGACAAGCCGUAUCAGUGCGACGUGUGCGGCGCGCGUUUCCUCGAGAAGCGCAACCUCAACGGCCACCUGCUGACGCACACCAACGAGCGGCCAUUCCAGUGCAAGAUCUGCGGCAAGCGGUACACCCUCGCGGACACGCUGCGCCGCCACGUCAGCGCCGCGCACGAGAUUGGCCGUUCGUAUCAGUGCGAGAUCUGCGCCAAGAUGUUCAAGCAGCUGGCGCAUCUGUCGGUGCACAAGAAGGUCCACAACGACGAACGGCCGUUCCAGUGUCACCUCUGUGAGAAGAACUUCAAGCACAAGAACGUGCUCAAGUCGCACCUCGCGAUCCACGCCAACGUGCGGCCGUUCGAGUGCGACGUGUGCAAGGCGACAUUCGCGCGGAAGACGAACCUGCAGACGCACAUCUCGUCCGCGCACAUGAACGAGCGCCCGUACAGCUGCACCAUCUGCGGCAAGCGCUUCAAACAGAGCAGCCACCUCAACGGCCACGUGGUCGUGCACAGCAACCUCAUGCCCUACAAGUGCGAUUAUUGCGACCGUCGGUGCAACCGACUCGACAACUUGAAGAAGCACAUGCGCCUGCACACGAAGAACAAGGAGUGAAAGAAACUACUUGGACUACUCGACUCGAUUGAUAUCUCGCCCGAGACACCCGAAACGGAAUACCGGAGCUAAUAGAAAGAAUCACUGACUGUAGCAAUGAGACGCUGUCGCGCCGGAUUCUUUUAAUGCAGAGUUGAAUCUGUAUUUUCCGAAUGAACGUAGAUUUGCCAAUAAACGGAGAGGAGUUUUUCUUAAAAUGUGUCCUGAAAAUCAUGUAAUCGUGGAACAACAUGACAUUUCCAAGAAUUUUAU
Molecule: messenger RNA, 3247 nt
Organism: Vollenhovia emeryi
Lineage: Eukaryota; Metazoa; Arthropoda; Insecta; Hymenoptera; Formicidae
Product: zinc finger protein 135-like
Exons: 4
Coding region: 275-2995 (906 amino acids)
Biological process (GO): DNA integration; regulation of transcription by RNA polymerase II
Cellular component (GO): nucleus
Molecular function (GO): DNA-binding transcription activator activity, RNA polymerase II-specific; RNA polymerase II cis-regulatory region sequence-specific DNA binding
Source: RefSeq, a predicted model, not a curated record